AUGGUGCGGCUGUGCGCGCUGCAGCCCGCCGCGCCGCCGCGCGCCGCCCCACCCGCCGCCCACCGCGCCUGCCGCCCGACGCGCCCGCUGACGCGCCCACGCCCGCGUCCGCCGCAGCGCCCGCGCCCGCGGCCGCCGCGCUGCCGCGCCGCGCGCAAGCCGCGCUUGCGCGCUCGCCGCCACCGUGCCCGCUUUCUCGCCGCGCCUGCCGCACCCACAGUGGCGCGGCAGCGGCGCGCGGGCGCGGCGCGGUGGGGGCGGCGGCGAGGCGCGGUGGGGCGCGCGGUGCGGUGGCGGUGCGACGCGGCGGCGCGGCGCGGCGCGGCGGAAGGGCGCGGCGCAGCAGGCGCGGGCACGCGGCGCGCACGGCGCGGUGGGCGCGCCGGGCGCGCGGCGGGCGCGGCGGGCGCGCGGCGCGGCAGCGGGCGCGCGCGGCGCGGCACGGCGGGCGCGGCGGUGAAGCUGGCGUGGCGGCGGAUCGGGCGCAGCGAGCGAGAGCGCGGCGGCGCGGCGGGCGCGCGGGCGCGGCGGGCGCGGGAGCGCGGCGGCGCGGCGCGGCGCGGGCCCGGGCGCGGGGCGCGGCGGGCGCGGGCGGGCGGCGGGCGCGGCGGGCGCGGCGGCGCGGCGCGCGGCGAGCGCGGCGAGCGCCGGCGCAGCGGGCGCGCGGGCGCGGCCGGCGCGCGGCGGGCGCGCGCGGGCGCGGUGGCGUGGGCGCGGGGCGUGGCGGGCGGUGGGUGCGGCACGCGGGCGCGGUCGCGCGUGUGGGCGCGGCGGCGCGCGCGGGCGGGGGCCGGCGCGGCGGGCGCGGCGGGCGGGCCGGGCGCGCCGGGCGCACGGCGAGCGCGGCGAGCGGGCGCGGGCGGCGUGGGCGCGGCGGGCGCGGCAGGCGCGCCGGGCGCGGGGCGGCGCGGUGGCGCGGCGGGCGCGGGCGGGCACGGCGCGGCGGGCGCGGCGGGCGCGGCGCGCGCGAGCGCGCGGCGCGGCGGGCGGCGCGGGCGGGCGUGGCGCGCGGCGGGCGGCGCGGGCGCGGUGGGUGCGGCGGAUGCGGCGCGGCGCGGCGGGCGGGCGGCGCGGGCGCGCGCGGGCGGCGGGCGCGGCGCGGCGUCGGCGAGCGCGGCGGCGCGGCGGGCGCGGCGGCGCGGCGUGCGCGGCGGGCGCGGCGGCGGGCGGCGCGGCGAGCGCGGCCGCGGCGCGCGGCGCGCGGGCGGCGGCGCGCGCGCGGCGGGCGCGCGGCGCGGCGGGCGCGGCGGGCGCGAGGCGGCGAGGCGCGGCGAGCGCGGGCGCGCGCGCGGGCGCGGCGCGCGCGGCGAGCGCGCAGCGCGGCGCGGCGGCGCGGCGGGCGCGGCGGGCGCGGGGGCGCGGGUGCGGCGAGCGCUGCGGGCGGCGCGGGGCGUGAUGCGGCGGACGCGGCGCGGCGCGGGGCGAUGUGCGGCGGCGGGCGUGGGCGUGCCCGGUGGGCGGUGGGGCGGCAGGCGCGUGGCGCCGCGGGCGCUGCGCGCGGCGAGCGCGGUGGGCGCGGGGGCGCGGCGGGCGCGGCGGGGGGGGGCCGGGAGCGCCGGGCGCGCGGCGAGCGCGGCGAGCGCAGCGGGCGCGGGGCGGCGCGGCGGGCGCAGCGGGCGCGGCGGGGCGCGGCGGGCGCGGCGGGCGCGGCGGGCACUGGCGCGGCGGCGCGGCGGGCGCGGGCGCGGCGGGCGCGGCCCGGGCGCGGCGGGCGUGGCGGCGUGGCGGCGUGGCGGCGCGGGCGCGGCGGGCGCGGGCGCGCGGCGAGCGCGGCGGGCGCGGCGGUGCGACGGGCGCGGCCCGGCGGGCGCGGCGAGCGCGGCGGGCGCGGCAUGCGCGGCGGGCGCGACGGGCGCGGCGGGCGCGGUGGGCUCGGCGGCGCGGCGAGCGCGGCGAGCGUGGCGAGCGCGGCGCGCGCAGGCGGGCGCGGGCGCGGCGCGCGGCGUGCGCGUGCGCAGGCGCGGCACGGGCGCGGCGGGCGACGGGCACGAUGGCACGGCGGGCACGGCGGGCGCGGCCGCUCGGCGAGCGCGGCGGGCGCGGCGAGCGCGGCGGGCGCGGCGGGCGCCGAUCUCGAUCGUGAGCAACUCAUCGCCAGUGGUGGCGCUGACCACCGUCACAGUUGGCAUGGCGUGCGUUCGGGUGGAAGCGGAUCCCCCGGUUUCCCGGUGA
Molecule: messenger RNA, 2172 nt
Organism: Effrenium voratum
Lineage: Eukaryota; Dinophyceae; Suessiales; Symbiodiniaceae
Source: the annotation of a GenBank genome assembly